GCUGGAUAGGCAUCGGUAUCAAUUAGUAGGUUGGGAAACUCAGCCUUGCCAACCAUGCCCUGGCAGCCCCUCCGAGAAGCAUUUCCAGGAGGCUGGGGACAGGAUCCAUGGUCAAGCCAGGGGGCAUCUGCCUGGUUGAAGGCCCCUGAACAGCCUGUUCCAUCAUAGACAUUUGCAGAAUGCCUUAUUUUCAGAGACUCGUUUUGUUCUUGUUUUGCCUGAUGGUUCUUGUGGAGAGCAGAAAAUCCAGGAGGAAGAGAUGGACAGGGCAGCUGGAAAUGCCCAAGCAAAGUCACUUGUAUAAAAAGAACCUUGAUGUGACCAAAAUCCGGUCAGGAAAACCUCGGCCUCUGCUCAGAGUAGACGACCAUGACUUCACCAUGAGGCCAGCCUUUGGAGGCCCUGCCAUCCCUGUGGGUGUGGACGUGCAGGUGGAGAGUCUGGACAGCAUCUCCGAGGUGGACAUGGACUUCACCAUGACCCUGUACCUGAGGCAUUACUGGAGGGACGAGAGGCUGGCCUUCCCCAGCACCAGCAACAAGAGCAUGACCUUUGAUGGCAGGCUGGUGAAGAAGAUCUGGGUUCCGGAUGUCUUCUUCGUUCACUCCAAACGGUCAUUUACUCACGACACCACCACGGACAACAUCAUGCUAAGAGUGUUCCCAGAUGGCCAUGUGCUGUACAGCAUGAGGAUUACCGUCACGGCCAUGUGUAACAUGGACUUCAGCCAUUUCCCUCUGGACUCCCAGACCUGUUCCCUGGAGCUGGAGAGCUAUGCAUACACAGAUGAAGAUCUGAUGCUCUACUGGAAGAAUGGGGAUGAGUCCCUGAAAACAGACGACAAGAUCUCCCUGUCCCAGUUUCUGAUUCAGAAAUUUCACACGACGUCCAGACUGGCCUUCUACAGCAGCACAGGCUGGUACAACCGUCUGUACAUCAACUUCACUUUACGUCGUCACAUCUUCUUCUUCUUGCUCCAAACCUACUUCCCUGCCACGCUCAUGGUCAUGCUGUCCUGGGUGUCCUUCUGGAUCGACCACAGAGCUGUGCCUGCCAGAGUUUCACUGGGAAUCAUGACGGUGCUGACCAUGUCCACCAUCAUCACGGGCGUGAACGCCUCCAUGCCCCGUGUGUCCUACAUCCGGGCGGUGGACAUCUACCUCUGGGUCAGCUUCGUGUUCGUGUUCCUCUCGGUGCUGGAGUAUGCGGCUGUCAACUAUCUGACCACGUUGCAGGAGCAGAAGGAACGGAAGUUUCGAGAGAAGUUCCCGUGUAUGUGUGGAAUGCUUCACUCAAGAACCAUGAUGCUAGAUGGAAGCUACAGUGAAUCUGAGGCCAACAGCCUGGCUGGCUACCCGAGAAGCCAUAUUCUAGCGGAAGAAGAAAGGCAAGACAAGAUAGUGGUCCAUUUGGCCCUCAACAGUGAAUUGACGUCCUCCAGAAAGAGAGGACUUCUCAAAGGCCAAAUGGGGCUUUACAUCUUCCAGAACACCCACACCAUUGACAAAUACUCCAGGUUGAUAUUUCCAGCCUUCUAUAUAUUUUUCAACCUAAUUUAUUGGUCAGUGUUUUCCUAGGGAUUCCAAGGCUGUGUCUAAGACAGCCCUUGGUGGACACAUGGACCUGACAACCACACUUCCUACACCAGACCAAGCAGCUGGCUUGGAGGAGUCCAGGGACCUCCAGCUGCCCUCACCCCAUCUUUGUGGGUCUUUUCCUAGAUCAUGCUGUGUUCCACAUCACACUUCCCACCUCUCUCAACAGAGCUGUCUUUUGCUGUAUGUGAACUUGCUCACAAGAACUCCCCCCACACCUACUUAACAAAAGACUCAAAGGCCUCCCAGAUGUUCUGAGAUGCUCAGUAUGGAAAGAAAGAAAAUGAAGGACAAACUAAGGGGCAUUCUGGGUAAGAAACUGGGUGCAAAAAUCUGUGAACUUAUCCAGCUGGAUUAAGUGCCUACACUGGAAGAAAAAAACUCAGAACGGGACAGGAAAUGAUUUGGCCUCAACAAAACUGGCAACUGACAUGAUUUUAUAAAUGCUAGAGGAAAUCGUUCAUUUCCCUAUUCAAUUAAUCAUUCAUUAAACACCAAGCCCCCACCCUGUGCCUAGACCUGUGGGAAUGAAUGAGUAGUCUUUUCCUUCACUGAGCUUCUCUAAGCUGUGCUCAUUCUACGUACACAGUGUAUUCUGCAUCCUGUUCUCUGCUCUGCCUCACUCGUCCACAGACCCAUUCUGUUUCCUGGUGUUUUCACUCUAGGUCUGUCUAGAAAAGCACUUCCAUGCUCUUGCAAGGCCCUCCUGAAGACAGCUCAGGGCUUCUUCCCUGGGGCAUCCUUGCAGAAUGAACCGAGGGCUGAGAAUACAACAGGACUUGAGUAUUGGAGAAAACACAGUGUGAUCCUGGGGAGUGGGGGAUCUAGGUCUGCAGUGGAUCUAGUCAGAUACCCCCACUUCCUGUUUCAGGUCCCUCCCCUUCUUCCUCAGCAAAACAGCAUCCUUAAUGUCAUCAUUAUCAUUAUCCCUGUGUCCAAGUCCAGUCCCCACCCUAGAGGUUCCACAUUCUAGAGUGACUUCUCCUCACUUCUACAAGGGGCUCUUUCCUCUACUACCACUGAGUGAGCAUUAAGAAGGUAACCUGACUCAUUUAGCUGACACUGAAUCGUGGUAGGAGAUGGCUAGAACAUUUAAGGAAAUCUCUGCCAGAAUUUUGGGUGGUAUAAAGGGUAUGAUUCUGAUAAGAAGUUCUUUAAGUUAAAGCAUCUGGGGUCAGAAGGUUGUUUCUCAGGAGCUAAGGGGGAUGUCCCCCUCCAGAUCCGUGCUUACUGAAGGACACUGUUCCUCUUCCUCACCAUCCCCACCUGCUUCCUGUGAGGGGCUGGGUAGCUAGUUAAGAGCAGAAAAGCGAUCCACAAAGGAAGGCGAAAUCUCACUUCAAAUUAAGUUCUGGCUGGUAGAGUCUGCUCCCCUGCACAUGACUCCAGGACAGGAAUUAGUUGUGCGGACCAGGCACACAGGACUAUCGAACCUCCAUGAAUUUCCACCCAGGGAGGGCCUGCUGCUGCUGCUGCCGCCGCUGUUGCUUGAUUCUUUCUCUCCCUCAGUGUGAUUGGCUCUCACAUCUCUGUUCCUUCAGGACCACUCCCCACCUUGUGUCCUCUAUCCUCUUACAUACAUCUGUGUCAACUGGUUCCAGUUACUGGUUUCAACAGUUCCUUGCCCAUGCUAAAGAUUCAUCAUCUCUAGCCACCAGCCUUGACCUCAGCUGCAGCAUCUAGCCCAACCGUUCAGAGGCUGUGUGCCAGAGUGGGAUUCAUAGAGCAGGCUCAGCCAGGCUAGUUCAAGUACCACUGUGACAUGCAUUACCUUAGGUGGCUGCAAGUUCAGUAAGCGUCCAAGGCUACCCUGAUAUUUAAGAAUUCUCCAGAAGGACUCAGGGAACUCAGAAGAGCCAUUAUCUUCAUGGUUACCACUUACUACUGUAGCGUAAAACCAGAAUCAGCAAAGGAAGAGGUGCACAGGAGGACAGGGGUGGAACUCGAAAGUGUUCUCUCCUCUUGGACCUAUAUGGACUGUGCUUGUUCUCCCCAGCAAGGAUGUGUGAAGAGUUCAGGAAGCUCAGCCAACUCAUCGAGGUGUACAAACUUGGCAUCACUGAUUGUCCACAUGACUGAUCUUAGUCUGCAGCAUUUCUGGAGGUUGAGCAGGUCUGCCUCAGGCACAAGGUGCCUAAUGGGGUUCUAGAAACUGAGACGCUCAAGAACAUGGGCCUCAUCCAAGCUUGUCUCCUAACUGUCUCCUGUACUAGUUACUUUUUGUGUUGUUGGGACAAAAUUCUUGACAGAAGUGAUUGAAGGGAGGAAGGAUUCACUUCAUCGUUUUUGUCUGGCGUAGAGAGGAAGAGUUCAAAUUGGCGGGAAUGUGUGUCUGGGGCUACUCAUGCUGGUGAAUCAGAUACAGAAAGCUCCAGCAAGAGCUGUAUGCAGAUAUAACCUUUAAAGCCAACCCCUCCAACCUCUGUGACCAUGUGCUAGCCAGGCCACGGGUCCCAAAGAUUCCAUGGCCACCUAAAACAGUGCUACCAUCUGGGACAGUGAUUCAGACAUGUGAGCCUUCGGGAGACAUUUGUAUUCAAACCACAGCACCCCCUAAAAACCCAGCUUUUAGAGACAUUUACCAUGUGAUCUAGACACUGAGUUUCCAACACACAGAACUUGGAGGGUCACAUUCAAAUCAUAGCAUGUGUUAGGACCACAGUAAUGCUUCAACAUGUGAUAUAAAUUCUGAAGAAAGAAAGGUAAGACUGAGUCUCAAAGGCAAAGCUGUCCUUCAAAUACUCUUCAAAGUGGGCAUUUGGAUAGGGAAAUGUGGGGCCAGUUAUGUGCUAGGUCUCUGCUAGGACAAGGAAGAAUUUAAUCUGUAGUAAGAUGAGAAUUUAGGGAACCUCAAACAGCUAGAGCAGGCUUGACUUAAGGCCAGAGAGGUGGCAUCAGUAGUUCUGGCCACACCAUGAUCAGGUCAUAGGACCCAAUCACUCAAUGACCAGAGUUCCUGAGAAUGCAGAUUACAAGCCUUAGUCUGGAGUUUUUGUAGCUGAGGAUAGGGAAGGGGGAAGAGUUUUGUAAUGGGCAGAUUGGGGGAUGGAUGUGUUCCUUAGACAAGCUAUGUUUGAGAUGGCAGUGUAUUGCCUCCUUUUGUAACUACUGGGUGUCUGAGGUUGGGAUCAGCUGUGAGAUGGUUUGUAUGUCAAAUGUGUUGCUUUGAUUGGGUAAAAUAAAUAA
This is a messenger RNA of Onychomys torridus (southern grasshopper mouse), 4781 nucleotides long. It is a transcript of the gene Gabrr2, whose product is annotated as gamma-aminobutyric acid type A receptor subunit rho2. Bases 180 to 1577 code for a protein of 465 amino acids. The record is from RefSeq and is a predicted model, not a curated record. Lineage: Eukaryota; Metazoa; Chordata; Mammalia; Rodentia; Cricetidae. The transcript has 9 exons. Gene Ontology annotation, biological process: signal transduction; nervous system process; regulation of membrane potential. Gene Ontology annotation, molecular function: extracellular ligand-gated monoatomic ion channel activity; neurotransmitter receptor activity; GABA-A receptor activity. Gene Ontology annotation, cellular component: synapse; neuron projection; membrane.